Homo sapiens (human) is the source of this 3049-nucleotide messenger RNA. RefSeq names its product DEAD-box helicase 19A (gene DDX19A). The coding region runs from base 666 to 1652 and encodes 328 amino acids. The transcript has 12 exons. Gene Ontology annotation, cellular component: nucleoplasm; cytoplasm. NCBI's taxonomy places the organism in Eukaryota, Metazoa, Chordata, Mammalia, Primates, Hominidae. Gene Ontology annotation, biological process: positive regulation of apoptotic process; response to zinc ion. The record is from RefSeq and is marked validated. Gene Ontology annotation, molecular function: ATP binding; RNA helicase activity; nucleic acid binding.
GCAUUCUCGCGCCGGUGGCGAGGUUAGGGCCCGCGUUGCGACGUGGUGCAGCGCAUAUUUUCACAAGUGGGUCUCCCUUGUCCGGGACUAUGGCCACCGACUCGUGGGCCCUGGCGGUGGACGAGCAGGAAGCGGCUGUCAAGUCGAUGACCAAUUUGCAGAUCAAGGAAGAGAAAGUCAAAGCAGAUACCAAUGGUAUUAUCAAAACCAGUACCACUGCCGAGAAAACAGAUGAAGAGGAGAAAGAGGACAGAGCUGCCCAGUCCUUACUCAACAAGCUGAUCAGAAGCAACCUUGUUGAUAACACAAACCAAGUGGAAGUCCUGCAACGGGAUCCAAACUCCCCUCUGUACUCGGUGAAGUCGUUUGAAGAGCUUCGGCUGAAACCACAGCUUCUCCAGGGAGUCUAUGCCAUGGGCUUCAAUCGACCCUCCAAGAUACAAGAGAACGCAUUACCCAUGAUGCUUGCUGAACCGUGAGUAUGCAGAUGAAGCGCAUCUCACCCAGUGUGAUUAGAUCAAUCUUCCCCAAACUGCGUUUUUGUGCCUGAGAACAGAAGGAGCUGUUUGGGGCCACGUGUUUCCUCAGGAAUACAGCUUAGCCCACAGAAUCUGAUUGCCCAGUCUCAGUCUGGCACUGGUAAAACAGCUGCCUUUGUCUUAGCCAUGCUCAGCCGAGUGGAGCCAUCAGACAGAUACCCCCAGUGUCUGUGCCUCUCCCCAACAUAUGAGCUGGCGCUUCAAACAGGAAAAGUGAUUGAGCAGAUGGGCAAAUUUUACCCAGAACUGAAGCUUGCCUAUGCCGUUCGAGGCAAUAAAUUGGAAAGAGGCCAGAAGAUCAGUGAGCAGAUUGUCAUUGGCACCCCUGGGACCGUGCUGGACUGGUGCUCCAAGCUCAAGUUCAUUGAUCCCAAGAAAAUCAAGGUGUUUGUUCUGGAUGAGGCUGAUGUCAUGAUAGCCACUCAGGGCCACCAAGAUCAGAGCAUCCGCAUCCAGAGGAUGCUGCCCAGGAACUGCCAGAUGCUGCUUUUCUCCGCCACCUUUGAAGACUCUGUGUGGAAGUUUGCCCAGAAAGUGGUCCCAGACCCAAAUGUUAUCAAACUGAAGCGUGAGGAAGAGACCCUGGAUACCAUCAAGCAGUACUAUGUCCUGUGCAGCAGCAGAGACGAGAAGUUCCAGGCCUUGUGUAACCUCUACGGGGCCAUCACCAUUGCUCAAGCCAUGAUCUUCUGCCAUACUCGCAAAACAGCUAGUUGGCUGGCAGCAGAGCUCUCAAAAGAAGGCCACCAGGUGGCUCUGCUGAGUGGGGAGAUGAUGGUGGAGCAGAGGGCUGCGGUGAUUGAGCGCUUCCGAGAGGGCAAAGAGAAGGUUUUGGUGACCACCAACGUGUGUGCCCGCGGCAUUGAUGUUGAACAAGUGUCUGUCGUCAUCAACUUUGAUCUUCCCGUGGACAAGGACGGGAAUCCUGACAAUGAGACCUACCUGCACCGGAUCGGGCGCACGGGCCGCUUUGGCAAGAGGGGCCUGGCAGUGAACAUGGUGGACAGCAAGCACAGCAUGAACAUCCUGAACAGAAUCCAGGAGCAUUUUAAUAAGAAGAUAGAAAGAUUGGACACAGAUGAUUUGGACGAGAUUGAGAAAAUAGCCAACUGAGAAGCUCCACCAGCCACUGAUGCCAGCCCUGGCACUGCCCCUGCACAGGAGACAAGUGCAUUUAGGGCACAGGCCCCGACAUCACCCCAAGGACAACGGCAGAAGUAGAGAGAAACUACCUACCUCACUUCAAAUUAUGUUUGGACUUGACAAAAAUAGGUGCAAAUGAUGGGGGGCAAUAGAAGAAAAAAUUUGCAUUUUGGAAAAUUGGGUCCUUUCCCCACUUUUUUAAAGCCACAUUCCCCCAUCUUUAUAAUAAUCUGGUCACAGUGGUAGUCGCUGGCCCCAGGACCCCCUCCUGAUUUUGGCUAGGCAUCGUGGAACCAGCUCCAGCCCCUGAAGAAACGAUAGAUGUGCAGGUUGUGCGGAAGAGGCUGAGUGGAAAAUGGUGUGAGCCCCACCGCUGUGCAUCGAAUGAGGGAAGUGGCAGCAGAGAGGCCAGAGCUGCCCCCUCUCUGUCUCUUCAAUGGACCCUUCACAAGUGUUUCUCCUGCCCUUGGGGCUGUCUUCCUUCUCCUGAAAUCCAGAGACUUUCUUGCUCAUCCCUUCUCCCUUUCACUUCUGUUCUCUGCUGCAGAAAGCAGACUUGCAUAUCCCUGAUGAGCAGCUCGGCUACUUUUGUAAACUUCAGAUUUGGAGAGAAACACGAAAGUCUGAAUCCUGACCCCUUGAGAGAGAGUGAUCUGGCGAGGGCCGAUGAAGGGGCUGGGCCUGGUCUUGCCUUCUCUUCUCUCGGUUGCUCCCUCUGCCUAGGCCCCUGGUACUCAGUCACGGCAGCCAGGAGACCCCAGGUGAGUUUCUGAGCGCAUACGUAGUUGGUUCUUACCCCCAGGUGUCACACGGGGCCGAGAGCUGAGCAAGAAUUUGGAAUGGAAGUUAUGACCAAGGGAAUUAUGCUGUUCAUUUAUAAUAGUGGACAUUAUGGAGAGCUCUGAUUCCUACAUAAUAUGAAUAAGGAUGGAUAGGCCGGGCGUGGUGGCUCAUGCCUAUAAUCCCAGCACGUUGGGAGGCUGAGGCGGGCGGAUCGGUUGAGCUCAGGCGUUCGGGACCAGCCUGGCCAACAUGAUGAAACCCCGUCUCUACCAAAAAUAGAAAAAAAUAUAGCCGGGCCUGGUGGCGCACGCCUGUAGUCCCAGCUACUCGGGAGGCUGAGGUAGGAGGAUCGCUUGAGCCUGGGUAGAGGCUGCUGUGAGCUGAAAUGGCGCCACUGCACUCCAGCCUGGGUAACAGAGCGAGACCCCGACUCAAUAAAUAAAUAAGGAUGGAUAAAUUGUAGCGUAUGCACCAUUCAUUAUGCUAAGACAUUUUAAAGUAAUUAUGAGAAACGCUCUACUAAUGAUUUGUUUUUAUUUGUAUUUUUCUGCUUAUUAGACAAAUAUAUACUCAUUUUAAAAAGG